This is a messenger RNA of Delphinapterus leucas (beluga whale), 4027 nucleotides long. NCBI's taxonomy places the organism in Eukaryota, Metazoa, Chordata, Mammalia, Artiodactyla, Monodontidae. The record is from RefSeq and is a predicted model, not a curated record.
AGGGCGGAGCCCCGGAAUUUGCCGUCGGCCCGCCUUGCUCGCCGGCAGCCGAGGGGAAUACGGAGAAUCCAGCCAAUAGGAAGGUGCAGCUGCGGUCCUGUCGGCCAAUCGCGGGCCGUGUAGGGGGUAGGCUGGCGUGGCGCUGGUUCCAGGGGUAUGGAGCCUCUGGCGCGGGGACAGACUGUCAGGUGGUUGCAGAGCCGAAUCUUAUUCUAAGAACUCAGACACUCAGGUAUCCACCAUGGUGUUGGGUCCUGAGCAGAAGACGCCAGAUGAUGCUUCUGGAGACCACGGGGAUUCUGCCAGCCUUGGGGCCAUCAACCCUGCCUACAGUAACUCCUCUCUUCCACAGUCCCCCGGGGGGCACUCAGAGGACCCUUUCACCACGUACUUUGAUGAGAAGAUCGCCAUUCCUGAGGAGGAGUACUCUUGUUUUAGCUUUCGUAAACUCUGGGCUUUCACGGGACCGGGAUUUCUUAUGAGCAUUGCCUACCUGGAUCCAGGAAACAUUGAAUCUGAUUUGCAGUCUGGAGCAGUGGCUGGAUUUAAGUUGCUCUGGGUUCUUCUGAUGGCCACCAUCGUGGGGCUUCUGCUCCAGCGCCUUGCAGCUAGACUGGGAGUGGUCACUGGGCUGCAUCUUGCUGAAAUGUGUCACCGUCAGUAUCCCAGGGUUCCACGAAUUAUCCUGUGGCUGAUGGUGGAGUUGGCUAUCGUUGGCUCAGAUAUGCAAGAAGUUAUUGGCUCCGCCAUUGCCAUCAAUCUCCUCUCUGCAGGAAGGGUCCCGCUGUGGGGUGGAGUUCUUAUCACCAUUGCAGAUACCUUUGUAUUUCUCUUUUUGGACAAAUAUGGCUUGCGGAAGCUGGAAGCAUUUUUUGGUUUUCUCAUCACUAUUAUGGCCCUCACAUUUGGAUACGAGUAUGUUACAGUGAAACCCAGCCAGACCCAGGUCCUCAAAGGCAUGUUCCUGCCAUCCUGUUCAGGCUGUCAUACCCCACAGAUCGAGCAGGCUGUGGGCAUCGUGGGUGCUGUUAUCAUGCCACACAACAUGUACCUGCAUUCUGCUUUAGUCAAGUCCAGACAGGUAGACCGAGCCAAUAAGGAGGAAGUUCGGGAAGCCAAUAAGUACUUUUUCAUUGAAUCCUGCAUUGCUCUUUUUGUUUCCUUUAUCAUCAACGUCUUUGUCGUCUCAGUCUUUGCUGAAGCAUUUUUUGAGAAAACCAACGAGCAGGUGGUUGAAGUCUGUAGAAAUAUCAGCAGCCCCCACACUCACCUUUUUCCUGACGAUAACUCAACACUGGCUGUGGACAUCUACAAAGGGGGUGUUGUGCUGGGGUGUUACUUCGGGCCUGCUGCACUCUACAUCUGGGCAGUGGGGAUCCUGGCUGCAGGACAGAGCUCCACCAUGACAGGAACCUACUCUGGCCAGUUUGUCAUGGAGGGAUUCCUGAACCUAAAGUGGUCACGCUUUGCCCGAGUGAUUCUGACCCGCUCCAUUGCCAUCAUCCCCACUCUGCUUGUUGCCGUCUUCCAAGAUGUAGAGCAUCUGACGGGGAUGAAUGACUUCCUGAAUGUUCUUCAGAGCUUACAACUUCCCUUUGCUCUCAUACCCAUCCUCACGUUUACGAGCUUGCGGCCGGUAAUGAGUGAAUUUGCCAAUGGAAUAGGCUGGAGGAUCGCAGGCGGUAUCUUGGUCCUUAUCGUCUGUUCCAUCAACAUGUACUUUGUCGUGGUUUAUGUCCAGGAACUAGGGCAUGUGGCAUUGUAUGUGGUGGCUGCUGUGGUCAGCAUAGCUUAUCUGAGCUUUGUGUUUUACUUGGGUUGGCAAUGUUUGAUUGCACUGGGCAUGUCCUUCCUGGACUGUGGGCACACGCUUUCCCUGUUUGUCUUACAGGAGCUGAAUACUGUAAGUAACACCAUAGAAGUUACCUGGCAAUUUUGUUCUCCAUGUUGUCCUUCCUCAUUUAGCUCUCCCUUCUAAUUUUGUUUUUGUUUAAAUCUUUUUUUUUUUGCCUUGCUGCGUGGCUUACGGGGUCUCAGUUCCACUCGGGCCCAUGGCAGUGAAAGCCCAGAAUCCUAACCACUAGGCCACCAGGGAACUCCUUACUUUGGAUUUAAUUUCAGAACUAAAAUCGGAUGCAUAACAAUUUGAAGAUCCUGAUCUGAGAUAUUUCCUUUAGUUCUGCCCUCUGGAGUGCUUUCUGUUCCUUCCUUGGAUAGGACCAAUGCAUCCAAAUGUGUCACCUUCUCUUGGCACCUUGGCUUUUGAAUGUUAAAAAUGACUAACACACUGCUAUGUGCUAGCCGGGGUCUUUGCACUCAUAUGAUCUCAUGUAAUUCUUAUAACAAGAAGAUCAGCCUCUAUAUAGAUAAGGCAACUGAAGGACCAAAAAGUAAAAUAAUACAUCACUAAAAAGUGGGCAAUUGGCAUUUGAACUUGAGUAGCUUAAUUCCAGAGCCCACAUCAUCAUUACCAGUCAUGCUAUAUAAUAUAUAGUAUACACUUCAUGCGCAGUUAAGAUACCAAGCUUUGGUGUUUAGCAGCUCCAAGAACAGCAACAUAUCAAAGAUACUUUGCUUGAUCCUCUGAUGAGUGCUAGAAUAUGGUUUAGAUCAAAAGCUGCCAACUGGUAGGCUAAUUUUGUUUGGCCUGUGCUAAAUUUUAAAAAGUACCUGAAUGCUUUUUCAGGUAGGUGUGGAAAAUGGGCAGGGCCUUCUAUGAUCCUACCCCAGCAAUAAGUAAGGACUGAUAGUUUAUUCAUUUGCAUACCUCUCUGCCCUUGAAAGGUUUAGCCAAUUCCUGUGCAAUUUACCCCAUUUCUUAGUGCCUCCGAGCAAUAUGACAAACUCCUCCAAUGAAGGAGUGCUCUCUGCUAAGUCAUCUAAGUGAUACAACCUGGAGGUCAAGGGACUAAAAAUGCAACCCUUGCUUUCUACAUAAUGAAGAAGCCCGCCACCUUAGCUCACUUGAGAAAAGACUGCAGUGAAUUGUCAGUGUAUCUGACAAUCGCUCUUGGUUACUAAAGCUUGAGUCAUAAGACCUUAAAGUGAGUAAGCAAGCUGAAGUCUGAAGUCCCGUGGUCCCGCCCUAAGGCCAGUGUGACUCAGUAAUUUCCUAGCCCACUAGUUGAGAAUAGUUUUAUCUUGGGCUCCAUUUGGUUUCAUCUUCACACAGUCAUCACAAGCUUGUGAGGUAUACAGGGCAAUUUGUAAUGUGUUAAAAAAUUAUUGAAGACUGGAACUUCCCUGGUGGUCCAGUGGUUAGGACUCCACACUUCCACUGCAGGGGGCGCAGGUUCGAUCCCUGGUUGGGGAACUAAGAUCCCACAUGCUGUGUGGCACAGCAAUUACUGAAGACUAACAUGAGAUAGCUUAUUAACGUACUUGACAUUUUCAAAUGUAGCGUUUAUUCCCAUUUUACAAAUAAGUAGGAUAAGGCUCCAGAAAGAUACAUGACUUGCUCAAGGUCAUAGGAAGGGGCAGAGUUGGAGCCUGACCCCAACUCCAGUUCCUUUUCCACUAUAUGAUAGAAACAUUUUCUUUCUAUGAAUUUAUAGUGUGCAUUCGGCAUCCUGAGCACUCAUGAUUUAAUUUAAUUCUUAUAACAAAAGGAUCAGCCUCUAUGCAGGUGAGGCAACUGAUAGGCCAAAAAGAGUUUGUUGUUGACAAGGGGCAACAACAUUCCUAACACCCCAAGUAAUAACAGUAGGGCUAAAAGGAGACUCAGUGAUUGUCCCAUGGUGAAUUUGGAGGAGAGAAAAAGUAAGAUACAACUUCACAGAUGCCAACACAAACCAUCUGGAUUCAGGUCUCCAGGAGUGGGUCUGACAACGUGUUUUAAAAGCAGCCGAAGUGAUUCUAAUUCAGCCUGCUAAACGUUUGGGACCCGUAGCUCAUCUCUUCUCUUAGUACAUGACAUUUUGUUUUUUUUAAUGAAAGGCUUGGCUUUGCUCAGGUGCCAAAGGAUAAUAGGACCCAGAUAAUAGGGUCAGGAUUUAGAUUAUUUGCAAUUUGAUUUCUUUUUUUUUUU